Pomacea canaliculata is the source of this 8948-nucleotide messenger RNA. RefSeq names its product spastin-like. Gene Ontology annotation, cellular component: microtubule cytoskeleton. The coding region runs from base 121 to 2046 and encodes 641 amino acids. Lineage: Eukaryota; Metazoa; Mollusca; Gastropoda; Architaenioglossa; Ampullariidae. The transcript has 16 exons. Gene Ontology annotation, molecular function: microtubule severing ATPase activity; ATP hydrolysis activity; ATP binding. The record is from RefSeq and is a predicted model, not a curated record.
CAGUGGCCGAAUCUAUUUGAUCAGGGUACGUUGUGUGGUCAAUCGUGUGUGGUCGAAUCGACCGAAGCCUACGGGUUUUAGUCGUGAUCGGCUCGUCCGUGGUCGAAUCAACUUUGGGCUAUGGUCGAAUCGACUCGUGCCGUAGACGGAACCUUAUCUGAUGACGUCAUAAUACAGCUUCCGUGUAUCCCAGUGAUCACUGCCAGAACAUGGCGGAAUGCAGAGAUUAUGCAGCGCAAAGGACCUGGGCCCGGCAAAGGCUCUGGCAGGAAAAGAGACGGGAAGAGUAAAUCUCCACCCAUUCGAAACUACCGGAGUUUUCAUGGACGAAAUAUCAGAAUAUUUGCAGGGCCAUUGUUAUUUAUUUUUGCUCUAUUGCGUACGAUUGCCUAUCAACUGUGGCUAGCACUAGUUCUCAUUGGAUGCAGAAGCAGACGAGCUUUAACUCAAGAAUCAGCUGCAAAAUCAGAUGAAGAGGCACCUUGUCUGUCAGCCGCGAUGGCAUCAAAUGACAAAAGCAGGGCAGGGGUCGGUCCAGGAGAGCCAGCUCUUGCUUCCCAGAAGCAUCACCAUAGAAAAGCUUUCGAGCAUAUCUCCCGCGCACUGAAAAUCGAUGAAGAAGAUUCAGCUCGAAAGGAUGUAGCUGUGGAUAUGUACAAAAAAGGUAUCCUGGAACUUGAGAAAGGAAUUGCAGUUGAUGUCAGUGGAGAAGGAGAGACAUUUGAGAGAGCUCGAAGACUUCGUGAGAAGAUGAUAACAAAUCUGGCAAUGGCAAAAGACAGGCUGGAAGUCUUAGAAAAACUUCUGCUAGAAAUGAAAUUGGAUAAACAGAAAAAAGAAGAAAUGGAUGAGAAAUGGACUUUUAGAAAUCCUAAUCCUGCUGGUGCCACUCCUAAAAUUACAGGGCAACAGAGGAAUAGACCUGAGUCAGCAGUGUCAAGCAAACCUAUGAAGCUGUCUCGGCAAGCUAUGACAGUUCAUAAGAGUAAUACACUUCCACGUAACUCUGCAAACAGGGAGAGAACACGUUCCUCAUCCACAUUAUCUCCUUUGACACAGCGGAAACCCACUCAUACUAGACAGUCUUCACAGCCAGAGGCACUUAAGAACAAUGAUGGAAAGAGAGAUAUAACUUCAGCCAAGUUGAAAAAUGUUGAUAAGAAACUGGCUGACCUCAUUUUGAGUGAAGUAGUAGACCAAGGACCAUGUGUUUCUUUCAAGGAUAUUGGUGGACAGGAAAUGGCCAAACAAGCCUUAGAGGAAAUUGUCAUUUUACCUUCACUCAGACCAGAGCUUUUCACGGGUCUGAGAGCACCUGCUCGAGGUUUGCUGCUGUUUGGACCGCCAGGAAAUGGCAAGACAUUACUGGCCAAGGCUGUUGCAAGUGAAUCGAAAUCGGUGUUUUUCAACAUUAGUGCUUCCAGCUUGACUUCAAAAUGGGUGGGAGAAGGGGAGAAAUUGGUACGCACACUUUUCACUGCUGCUCGUCAACUACAACCAGCAAUCAUUUUUAUAGAUGAAAUUGACUCUCUGCUCUGUGAACGUCGGGAGGGAGAAAAUGAUGCAAGUCGUCGUCUAAAAACAGAAUUUUUGGUGCAGUUUGAUGGGGUUUCAUCUAGCCCAGAGGACCGCAUUCUGGUCAUGGGAGCAACUAAUCGACCUCAGGAGUUGGAUGAUGCAGUUUUGAGACGAUUUCCCAAGAGGAUUUAUGUUGCAAUGCCUGACCACAAAACACGUGUAUCUAUGCUGAAUCACUUGCUGACCCAACAGGGUUGUCAUUUUUCAGAACGUGAGCUUGCCCACUUAGCCACACUGACAGAAGGAUAUUCUGGCAGUGACCUAACUGCGCUUGCUAAAGAUGCAGCGCUUGGGCCAAUCAGAGAACUUAGUGUCAGUGAAGUGAAAGUCAUGGAUGCAAAUAAGGUUCGAGAGAUUCAAAUGUCUGAUUUUCUGGACUCUGUAAAGAGAAUUCGUCGGAGUGUGCCCUUGGAAACGCUUGGUCGAUACGAAGACUGGAACAGGGAGUAUGGUGAUAUCACUGUAUGAUCACAGUAUUUGGCUAUUAGCAAAGCCCUCCAAAAUGAACAGUCUUCUUUGAGUGGUCUGAGUAUAAUGAUCUGACUGUGCAAUAUUUUAUUGUGUAACUUUAAGUAAUACUUUCUUUCAUUUUAUAAGCAUCUUUGAAGAUAGCUAUAACUAGUCUUAAAAAAAAUAAAGUUUAUUCAAGAUGUGACACAGCAUUUGCUGCUAGUGGUAACAAUUGAGCAUAGAAACUUCAAUCUAUAUUACAAUAGUGCUAGAAAAGGUGAUAAUUGUUAUAGAGGCUACAGCAAACUUUGUGAAAAUCGAUUAAUAUAUGUAGCUUGCUAAGCACACCAAUGCUCAUACUGUCUUGAACUUGCAUUUUGCUUAUAGUUCUUUUCAAAGGUUGUGCAUGAACUGCAGGUAUUAGCACAAACUUCUUCUUUUGUGCAUUGGUAGAACAGUGCUGCUUUUGGGGCUCAGCAAGAUGACAUACAGUUGUACAGCAGUACAUGCAUGCCAAGCAAGAUGUGCGAACAAUAAGCCAAACACAUGUAAACAUACACACGACUGUAGAAGAUUUUGCUGUGCAUGCUGUCUCACCUUAUCUUGCCUUACAUGGUCCUGUACUGUACAUCAAUAUAUGAGCAUCUAGUGAUAGAAGAUAAGCACUUUAAGAAAAACGAAGGCCCCUGAAAAAUAAACAAGGGAACAAUUGUGUUACUGGAAUGGCAUAUGAUGCCAAGAGCCUUAUUUACCGGGUCUAAUAUUAACCAGUGCAGAAAAACUAAAAUAUCUCCAUAUCACUUAGCGAUUAACAUUUUUAUUAAUGGCACAUAGCUCCACAAUUGACUUCCCCAUGUUCAGUUUACUGACCUCCAUUUUGCUCUGUUCCUUAAUACCUCUUUUCAAACACUUUAGCAUGCCACCUGAGUACAUUUGUACCUGAACAAUCAAGGCAGCAGGCUGAGUGCCAAGUCAGGAUUACAUCAAAAUACAAUGUACACAACAAAUAAAGUGUACAAAAUCUGCUACUUUUUUGUGGAAAGUAAAUUUUUUGCCUUUAUAGAGCUUGUUAGCAUUCCAUUAACUUUUUUCCAUGUGAAGUGAGACUUUUUAAAUGAAAAACCUGAAUGCUUCUGUUGCCCCAGUAUAGGGAGAUAAGGUACACAAGACUUAGUGAUAAAUGGAUGAUAAUGAGGUUUGUUUGUGUAACUCAUUUGACAAGCAUCAGUCAGUUUUGAAAGUGAAGCCCCACCUCUUGUGAAUAUUCAUAAGUUGCAUAAUAUCAUACUGUACAUUCUAAAAUCAAUGACUGUUUUGCAAACCCCAGUAGAUGAUGGAAAAAUAGCUGCAAAAUGGUUUCCUAAAGUCAAACUUGUUGAGAGUUCUCUGACAUUUUCAAAAAAUUACAAAGUUGCCCCAUGCACUGCUGUUCAAGAACUAAAUGACAAACUGUGGCUUGAGGGAAAAUAAACGGGUUUGAAAUGUAUUAUAAAAAGUGGAUAUGUUGCCCCAAAUAAUGUGAUUAUGUUUAGAGAAUAAACUUCCAAAUGGUGUUAAGAAAAUUCAUUCACAUUCUCUCAUUAAAAUUUAUCAGACUUUCCAAUCUCCACUUGGCUUCAUAAUGCAUACAUUUAUAUAUCCUUUUUAUUUUUGUGCUGCACUGCAUUCCGCUUUUUCUUAAAUUCUUCUAUUUAAGCAGUUAUUUUAUUAAGUUAUUCUCCUUUUAUGCAGGUAGUUUGUCAAAGAAUGUACUUUUUUAAAAAUUGGGUUCUUUGAAUCUGUUUUCAUGUGUUUUAACAACUACAGGCAUUUGAUUAUAGCAUUUGGCAUUUUGUAGUUUAUCACAUUUCUACUACAUCACCACAGUUAGAGGAAUAGCAAAAUGCCUCCGCACUUACACAAUUUUGAAAUAAGGCAUGAUGCUCUUCAAAAUAAACAUCUUUUUUACAAACAACCCAUUUCAAUAACAUUAACUGUUGUCCAGAAGCUAGUUGUAUCAUAUGUCUAAUAUUUAAAACUAUUCUACAGAUGCAAAUUAUAUUCACUUAUAAAACACUGCCAGAAAUGUUGCAUUGUAUAGCUUUCGCUGAAAUGAUUUAUUUAGCUUCUAAGUGCAAAAACACAUUCAUUUCCCAUGUUUUGAAAUGAAAUAGCUGGAGAUGUCAGAGAAGCUAAUGAGUGAAUUGUGAGCAUCAUUCCAAGGACACGAUUAGUUUUUUUGUUUAAAGAUGACAAUGUUUUUCUUAGAUAGUAGUGUAAGAUUCAUCUUGAUUUCAUUUUCAGUACAGAGUGCCUCACUAUGAUGUUACUGGAGAAAAUGAUUUCCACAUCUUCUCCAUUUAUUUCUCUCUUAAUGCAUUCCGUUUAGCUAUGACGUGAGCCUUCAAGAAUGUGGCUUACGAAAACUGCAUAUCAUAAAUUUUUGUAUGUGUUCAGAAAUGACAGUAGGACUUCGUUGAAUGAAGACAAUUUUGUUUGAAUUAUGCUUGCUUGUCUGUUCAGAUGUAAGCAUACUGUUAACAUAUUACAUUAUUAUUAUUUUUUGUCAACAAUUUCUAUUUUCUUUUUGUUCAUGGUAAUGUUUGUAGGUAUUUUCUGUUCAAUACAGUUGUGAAACGUAAAUGCAUUUUGCCUAUUGUAUUCACCUGGGAAUGAUGGUCUCAUUAGGUUGGAAACUUCAUGAUGGAGCUGUUGUGUAGUAUUACUGUUGUUAAAGCAUUAACAUAUUGGUACACCAUACCAUACAAAGGCAGACCAUGAGUUUGAAUGUGAAUGUUUUUGUGGUUAAUUGAAACACUUUAAGAAAUACAGUAAGCAUUAGGCAAUGAAUUGGAGCAAUGAAUUAUAAAAUCAAAGUUAUAAUUUGUGACUUUCUCAUAAAAGAGAAAUACCAAAGUAAUUGAAAGUCAUAAUUAUUUUCAAGUUUAAAGAGUUACAUGUUGUGCUAUGGCAGAUGUGUUUUAACUCACAAUAUCAUUCAGAUUAUGGAGUGAUCUAGCUGUUGUAGAUUCUGGGAAAUUUUGUUGUAGAAGAAAGUUAAAUAUUACUACAAUCUGUUUGCUUACUUUUCUUCUAUGUCUCUUGUGAAUGUGUGUAGCAUAUUUACUUCCUAAAGCCCAGUCACUUUACUCCUUUGUAAAGAGAUUUUUACUAGUUUAUUAUUUGUGCAUAUAAGCACAGAUAUGUAAGUGUCACUAUGUGAUCGUUCUUAUAUUUUCAGCAUUUAUUUUGCAUACAUGAUUAUUGUAGAUUAAUGUGCUGGUCAUUAUUAUGUUGUCUCCUUGUCUUAAUACCUUUUCUUCAUCUAUAAAAUUGAUAUACAACUGUUUGACAUAAUUUGAGAACAUUUUUUGUGUAAGUAGUGUUGAGCUUAAGAUUUUGAAAAGUCAAAUGUUUCCCUUAUUUUUCAUUGAUUUGGCAAAGUUUUAGAUUUUGGUUACCUGAAAUACUUGAACUAUUUAAAUUAAUUGCAAAAAUCUGUAAGUUACUAAAAAAAUAUUUUUAUUUUGCUUUAGUUUGAGGGUGGGGAAUGGCUGAAGGAGGCAUGUGUAUGAUGAAAAACUUUUUAGCCAGUAAAAUAUAAGGACAUCAGAUAAUCUGUAACUUACCGUAGACCACCUGACUUGUGUUUGCCCUGCAAACAAUGAUGAUACAUAUAUUGAUAAGGAAAAAAAUUAGCAUUCAUUGUAAUCGAAGUGGAAGUCCAGAAUGUCAUAUUUUUUAAGUAUGGAUAAGAUAAUUCUGCCAUUGGGAAAACAGUUUUUCUCAAAUUAAUGUUUCACACCCAAGAACAAAAAAUUAAGAAAUGAAAGGGCAUGCCAUGAGCAACAUCUGUAAACGAAGUGGACAGGUGGAUGGGAGUUCGCUGGGGAAGGAGGUUGGUAGGUCAUAUGCCCCCCUUUUAUAGAAAAAGCAAAAUUCAGGCUUACAUCUGAGAUAGCCAGGAUGUCUCAUAGCAGCAGGUCAGACAGUUAAAGAAAACACAAAGAGGGAUGAAUCUAGAAAGGAACAAUACAGGCACAAUGCAGAGUGCAUUAAUCAAUUUAAUGAAGUUUAACAUUUUGAUGAGGGUAAUUACAAUUAUCUAGAUUAGUAAAGGAACAGAUAAUACAAUGUCAAAAGAUUCACAAACAUAACAGGAGAGGAGGAAACCUGUCAUACAUCAUCUGCACAGCAGCAACAAUUUCAGAGUGAAUUUUAGAAAUGGGUUAGUUAGGCAAAGAAGAGUGGAAUGAGAUGGGAGCAAAACUUAAUAGGCUGGAAAAUUUACCUUCAUAUUCCAAGUUAAAGACUCCUGGUAAAGGAUGGUACUAAAGAAAGAAAAUGCCAUUUCAGUAAUAGGAAGAAUCUGUCAAUCUGAUCAAUCUACGUAUUCAAUUUCUUUCAGAUUAUCUAAUGAUGUCACCCAUCUGAUAUCAUUUUGCAGCUGUAUUGGUUAAGUGCAGGGUGCCUGUAUAUGUUCUGAAGUUCAUGAUCAUUGAUUCAAUUUUGCUGUCGGUAUGUGUUUUCUAAUUCUGAGUUCUGUAUGUUUUAAUAAUAGUAAUAAUAAAUUUGAUUUGUAUUGCGCUUUUCCCCACCAUCAAAGCACUGCAGAAAAAGAGAACACACAGCUGGUCUCAAAAGCAAAGAGUUGAUUGUGAGCCCUGUUAGUGUAGCUACUUAUCUUGAAAAUAGUAGUACGAAUGCCAUUAGCAUAUAUGAAGUCCACAGCCCUGUUGAACCAUUGUUGCACGAACUUCUAUACACGUCUGCGGUUGUAGCUGACAGUACAGUCACAGAUUAUAGAGGUCAAAAGUGACACCUUGGAGAAUGAAGCCCUGUCUUGGAAGUUUGCUCUAGGUUCACAGAUGCUCUAGACACAAGAAUUAGGAACUAUGUACUUGGUCACAGAAACAUGUAUGCUGUACACUUUACAGGCAUCCACAGCCCCAAGGUUGUAAGCAGCAUGACCUGAAUAAUUCUUAAUAUUUAUGCUUACUUUCUUUCCAUCAACACUGGCAUUUCCUGUGAAGUUGAACUUCACAAAGCAAGGAUCGGUGUAAGCAAUGUCUUGAAUUUCCAAUUUUUUCCCUGAGCAAUUUUGAAUUUGUGGAUGUCUGACCUUUGCUGAUCAGAUUUUCUUCUUUUUAAGCUGGACUAUUACAAGGUCGGUUUUUGUUUUAGUCUCUUAUAGACUCUCAUAGACUAGUUUUACUGUCAAAGUGCUGCAUCAUGUCAAUCGAAGAAAAGUACAGCUUCAUAAACCUGUCAAACUUGAGGAAACCUGUCAGAUUCACCUUUUUUUUUUUUUUUUUUUUUUAGAACGGUCCACUUUAUGGCUAACACGUUGUCUGUGAAGAGUUUACUGAUGAGGUCAUGUGUUUUUAUGAGUUGAUCCUUUUAAUUUCAUUGAUAUUAUCAGCCAUCGUCUUACACAGCAUUGAAAAAUGCCUCCAAACAGCCAUCAGGCAAUUUCAUGAUCUAUACUACUUCUUAAAGCAAAUUUGAUGCACAGCAUAGCUGUUCAUGUAAAAUAUUAAGUCAUUUAACGAAAUUCUUUCUUAAAUGCAUGCAACAUUCUUGAUGGGCAUUGAACCAUUUGACAGAAGAAAGUAGUUUGUGUAAAUACUUAUUGUUAAUGGACGUGCUGUUUAUCUUCAGCAUAUAAUUCUCCACACAAAUGCUUUUGCAGUUAUCUUGAUGCCUUUAACAGACAUAACAGCAGCAUUCAGGUGACAAUUGGACAAGAUGAAGACCAGAGUUGUUUUGUUUUUUUUUAUAAAAAAAAAAGACUUUUGUUACUUUUGUCAGUACAACCAUUCAGUAUAUAAUGAGCAUGCAUUAAAAGUUCCCAAAUGGCUUACAUUAUCAUAAAAGUGUCACAUGCUUGGACUGUACAAAGUACACUAUUCAGAACCUAUGUCUUUAGACUUGCUUUAGCAAGGCAGGGUAUUAUAGAAGGUUUUUUAAGAUGUCGUGGAAUUUGAUCAUUUUUGAAUCUACAUUUCAUUUUGUAGCUUCAGACUUUAACAGCUGUUAACAGUUAUAGGUGUAUUUUCAUAUCCUUCAAAAGUUGCACAUUUGAUGUUUUAAGAUGUAACUGUUUUCUGUUAGAUCAAAUUUUGUUCACUGUAAAUACUCAUUUCAUAAAUUGCUCUAUGGCCUUCUUGAAAGAAUUCAACCUUACUCUGUCCGAUCUCUCAGGAUCUCACGGAUGUAUACUGAGUGGUGGGUAAAUUUCAAGCUUUAUCACUCAGCGAAUUGUGGCAGACAAGAUGCCUUUACACAAAUCAAAAUUCAAAUUAUAAUGGUUGGAAAAGGAUGCAUAACUGUAAACCUGUAUGGGAAUAUCGCAGGUUUAUUGUGACUCGGCUAAUAAAGAUCUAAAGUAUAUUGGUUACAAAAAUUAGGUUUGAAUGUGGUUAAUUUAUCAUUCAGAAUCAGAAUAACAAUCUCACUUGAUAGCAUAUGGAAAUAUUUGCUUUAUAUUUGAUCUGCUGCAGAUGAAAGCUUGGCAGCUUACUAAAUUUUUGUUUGUCUUGUGAAAAUUAUAGACUUUCAAGUUCAUUGCUCAGUUCUUGCACAGAUAUAAGCUUGCAUCAAUAAAGUGCUUGUGUGCCAGCGAAAAUGUAAUAAUUUGUACCAUUUAUGCAAUCAGGAAUCUUUUUCAUGCCAAAGCCAGUGCAAACGUCUGCUGUAUUUAACUGUAUUGGCACACGACACAUAUAGUAGUAUAGAAGUAUCAGGACUAAUCUCUAGAGGCAAAAGCCAGUUGUGAGCAAAAUGGCGAUCUGUGAAGCCUCAGUGUGGAACAGCCGCAGUUAUUGCAAAAGAUUUCAUUUCAUUAAUUUUCAUAUUGAUUUGAUGAUGUGUCCAACAAGCUUGAUUUUUUUUUGUCACAAAAACAAUUGGUUACAAUAAAUCAAAAGUAUGAUUCAAAA